UUUUAUUUUCCCACUCAUAAUCACAAUGGUUGCUAUUAUUAGGUAUUAUUAUUCCUAAGCUACCGACUAUAAAAGACGAGGCAGUAGUGGUUGAGAUUGAUAAUCAGGGAUAAUGGCCGGUGCAGGUGCUCCUUUGCCGGUAGCAUACCAAGCAUGGACGAGUCUAGCAGUACCGGACUGGCUAAACAAAGGGGACAACGCAUGGCAGAUGGUGUCAGCCACCCUGGUGGGGAUACAGAGCAUGCCCGGAUUAGUCAUCUUGUACGGAAGCAUAGUCAAGAAGAAAUGGGCCGUCAACUCCGCUUUCAUGGCCCUCUACGCAUUCGCCGCUGUUGUCAUAUGCUGGGUCACUUGGGCCUACAAGAUGUCCUUUGGGGACAAGCUCCUGCCCUUCUGGGGCAAAGCUGGGCCUGCCUUGGGCCAGAAGUUCCUCAUCAAGCAGGCCGCGCUCCCCGCAACGCCUCAUUACUACAACACGGGGGCUCUGGAGACGGCGGAAAUUGAGCCAUAUUAUCCCAUGGCCACCAUGGUGUGGUUUCAGUGCGUUUUCGCAGCCAUCGCUGUGGUCAUACUGGCCGGCUCGGUGCUGGCUAGGAUGAACUUCAAGGCGUGGAUGAUGUUCGUGCCGUUAUGGUUGACUUUCUCGUACACCAUAGGCGCGUUCAGCUUGUGGGGUGGUGGCUUCUUGUUCCAGUGGGGUGUUAUGGACUACUCUGGUGGUUACGUCAUCCAUCUUUCCUCCGGCGUUGCAGGCUUCACUGCCGCUUAUUGGGUUGGGCCAAGGUCGAAGAAGGACAGGGAGAGGUUCCCACCAAACAACGUGCUGCUAACGCUGACAGGGGCGGGGCUGCUGUGGCUGGGGUGGGCAGGGUUCAACGGAGGGGACCCGUACUCGGCCAACAUAGACUCAUCGAUGGCGGUGCUGAACACGAACGUGUGCGCCGCCACCAGCCUCUUAGUGUGGACGUGGCUUGAUGUCAUAUUCUUCAACAAGCCCUCCGUUAUUGGAGCCGUUCAGGGCAUGAUUACUGGCCUCGUUUGCAUCACUCCCGCCGCAGGUCUGGUUCAAGGAUGGGCAGCCAUAGUUAUGGGAGUUCUAUCAGGAAGUGUGCCAUGGUACACCAUGAUGGUAUUGGGCAAGAAGCUCACAAUCUUCCAAAUAGUCGACGACACUCUCGCCGUCUUCCACACCCACGCCGUCGCCGGACUCCUGGGCGGCAUCCUCACGGGGUUUCUCGCGGAGCCACGGCUGAGUUCCCUGUUUCUUGCGGUGACCAACUCUAGAGGAGCGGUGUACGGAGGGUCGGCUGGGGGAGUUCAAAUCCUGAAGCAAUUGGUUGGAGGAUUGUUCGUCAUUGGAUGGAAUUUGGUAGCCACCUCCAUAAUUUGUGUGGUGGUGAAGUUGGUGGUUCCUUUGAGAAUGACGGAUGAAGAGUUGCUGAUUGGUGAUGAUGCAGUUCACGGAGAAGAAGCUUAUGCCUUAUGGGGUGACGGAGAGAAACUUAGCCUCUACAAAGAUGACACCACCCAGCAUGGAAUGGCAAUGGCUUCCAGUGGUGCCACUCAAGUUGUCUAAGGGACUCAAUGAUGCAUGUGCGGACAUGCAUAUUCCUUAUUACAAAAAUCCAACACAG
Messenger RNA from Arachis stenosperma, 1634 nucleotides. Its product is annotated as ammonium transporter 3 member 1-like. NCBI's taxonomy places the organism in Eukaryota, Viridiplantae, Streptophyta, Magnoliopsida, Fabales, Fabaceae. Gene Ontology annotation, biological process: ammonium transmembrane transport. Gene Ontology annotation, molecular function: ammonium channel activity. The record is from RefSeq and is a predicted model, not a curated record. Bases 113 to 1576 code for a protein of 487 amino acids. The transcript has 3 exons. Gene Ontology annotation, cellular component: plasma membrane.